CUCCUUUCAAGCCACCUCGAAAUCUGAGAACUUCUGAUUCAACUAUGUCGAGCUUCCGAGUAACCUGGGAGCCAGCCCCAGGGCGAGUGAAGGGGUACAAAGUAACUUUCCACCCUACUGAAGAUGACGGGAGCCUUGGAGAGUUAAUAGUGGGGCCAUACGACAGCACAGUGGUAUUGGAGGAACUUAGGGCAGGAACUACCUAUAAGGUAAAUGUUUUUGGAAUGUUUGAAGGAGGAGAGAGCAACCCCCUGGUUGGACAAGAGAUGACCACCCUUUCAGAUACUACUUCGGAGCCAUUUUUAUCUAGAGGUUUAGAAUGUAGAACCAGAGCAGAAGCUGAUAUUGUGCUGCUGGUGGACGGCUCAUGGAGUAUCGGGCGGCCAAAUUUUAAAACUGUCAGGAGCUUCAUUUCCCGUAUUGUUGAGGUUUUUGAUAUUGGUCCUGACAAGGUACAGAUUGGUCUUGCACAGUAUAGUGGAGAUCCCAGGACAGAAUGGAAUCUCAAUGCUUACCAAACCAAACAGGCUUUGUUAGAGGCUGUAGCCAACUUACCCUACAAAGGAGGCAAUACUCUAACAGGAAUGGCCUUGGAUUUCAUCUUAAAAAACAACUUCAAACAAGAUGCAGGCUUAAGGCCCAGAGCUCGCAAAAUCGGUGUUCUCAUCACUGAUGGCAAAUCGCAAGAUGACGUAGUCACCCCUUCAAGAAGACUCAGGGAUGACGGAGUGGAACUUUAUGCAAUUGGUAUUAAAAAUGCGGAUGAAAAUGAGUUGAAGCAAAUUGCAACAGAUCCAGAUGACAUCCAUGCUUACAAUGUUGCGGAUUUCUCCUUCCUGGCUAGCAUUGUUGAGGAUGUAACCACAAAUCUGUGUAACAGUGUGAAAGGACCAGGUGAUCUACCACCUCCCUCUAACUUAGUUAUUUCAGAAGUGACACCUCGUUCUUUCAGACUGAGAUGGACUCCACCUCCUGAGAGUGUUGAUAGAUACAGAGUUGAAUAUUACCCUACCUCUGGAGGUAGCCCUCAACAGUUCUAUGUAAGCAGGAUGGAAACGACGACAGUUCUGAAAGAUCUGCAACCUGAAACAGAAUAUGUUGUUAAUGUGUUUUCUGUGGUAGAAGAUGAAAGCAGUGAACCUCUAAUUGGCAGAGAAACAACUUUGCCAAUCUCUUCAGUUAGAAACCUGAAUGUUUAUGACAUUGGAUCAACUUACAUGCGGGUGAGAUGGGAACCUCUCAAUGGAGCUACUGGUUAUUUGUUAACAUAUGAAGCUGUGAAUGCCACAGUCCCUACCACGGAGAAAGAGAUGCGUGUUGGACCGUCAGUGAAUGAGGUUCAGCUGGUAGAUCUCAUCCCCAAUACUGAGUACACUUUAACAGCUUAUGUAUUGUUUGGUGAUAUCACCAGUGACCCACUCACCACCCAGGAAGUGACAUUACCUUUGCCGGGACCCAGAGGCCUAACACUGCAGGAUGUUACUCACAGCAGCAUGAAUGUCCUUUGGGAUCCUGCUCCAGGGAAAGUUCGAAAAUACAUCCUGAGAUACAAAAUAGCUGAUGAAGCUGAUGUAAAGGAGGUGGAAAUUGACAGACUCAAAACCAGCACUACUCUCUCUGACCUUUCCUCCCAAACACUGUAUAAUGUAAAAAUUGUUGCUGUGUAUGAUGAAGGGGAAUCCCUACCAAUAAAUGCAGAAGCUGUCACCCAGCCGGUGCCAGCACCAGUCAAUCUCAGAAUCACAGAUGUAACCACAAGUAGUUUCAGAGGAACUUGGGAUCAUGGAGCUCCGGAUGUCUCUCUAUAUAGAAUAACCUGGGGACCCUAUGGAAGACCGGAAAAACAAGAGACUAUCUUAAAUGGGGAUGAGAAUAGUGUGGUCUUUGAAAAUUUGAACCCAGACACGUUAUAUGACAUCUCAGUUACUGCCAUCUAUCCUGAUGAAUCAGAAAGUGAUGACCUCAUUGGCAGUGAACGAACACUGCCCUUGGUACCUAUCACCACACAAGCCCCAAAGAGUGGCCCACGAAACCUUCAGGUGUACAAUGCAACUUCACACAGUUUGACUGUGAAGUGGGAUCCUGCCAGUGGUCGAGUGCAGAGAUACAGGAUCAUUUACCAGCCUAUCAGUGGGGAUGGCCCUGAACAGUCGACUAUGGUUGGAGGGCGGCAGAACAGCGUGGUGAUACAGAAGCUGCAGCCUGACACACCGUAUGCUAUUACUGUGUCAUCGAUAUAUGCAGAUGGUGAAGGGGGACGAAUGACAGGACGAGGCAGAACCAAGCCUCUCACUACUGUGAGGAACUUGUUGGUUUAUGACCCAACCACCAGUACUCUGAAUGUCCGAUGGGAUCAUGCGGAAGGAAGUCCUCGCCAGUAUAAGGUGUUUUAUAGACCUACAGCUGGAGGUGCAGAAGAAAUGACAACAGUACCAGGAAACACAAACUAUGUCAUCCUCAGGACUCUUGAACCCAACACGCCUUACACUGUAACUGUGGUUCCAGUUUUCCCAGAGGGGGAUGGUGGACGUACCUCUGACACUGGAAGAACUUUGGAGAGAGGAACACCAAGAAACAUUCAGGUUUACAAUCCCACACCAAACAGCAUGAAUGUCCGAUGGGAACCUGCUCCAGGUCCAGUGCAGCAAUACAGAGUUAAUUACUCUCCACUGUCUGGCCCAAGGCCAUCAGAAUCUAUUGUGGUACCAGGCAACACUCGUGAUGUGAUGCUGGAGCGCUUGACUCCUGACACUGCUUACUCAAUAAAUGUUGUAGCUCUGUAUGCCGAUGGAGAAGGAAAUCCAAGCCAAGCACAGGGAAGAACAUUGCCUCGCAGUGGCCCAAGGAAUGUGAGAGUGUUCGAUGAGACCACAAACAGCCUUUCUGUGCAAUGGGACCAUGCUGAUGGGCCAGUCCAGCAGUACAGAAUCAUUUAUUCACCCACUGUGGGAGACCCUAUUGAUGAAUAUACAACAGUUCCUGGGAUAAGAAAUAAUGUCAUACUACAACCACUUCAAUCAGAUACGCCAUAUAAAAUUACCGUUGUGGCUGUGUACGAAGAUGGAGAUGGUGGGCAACUGACUGGAAAUGGCAGAACUGUUGGCCUGCUUCCUCCUCAGAAUAUGUAUAUAACUGAUGAAUGGUAUACACGAUUCAGAGUUUCCUGGGAUCCUUCACCAUCCCCUGUUCUUGGCUAUAAAAUUGUGUACAAACCUGUGGGUUCAAAUGACCCCAUGGAAGUUUUUGUGGGAGAAGUGACUUCCUAUACCUUGCAUAAUCUAUCUCCCAGUACUACUUACGAUGUCAAUGUUUAUGCCCAGUAUGAUGCUGGAAUGAGCAUACCUUUGACAGAUCAAGGCACUACAUUGUAUUUGAAUGUCACUGACCUAACAAGUUACAAAGUGGGUUGGGAUACUUUCUGUAUCCGAUGGUCACCUCAUCGGUCAGCAACUUCCUACAGACUGAAGCUAAACCCAGCCGAUGGUUCCAGAGGGCAGGAAAUUACAGUACGUGGAUCAGAAACGAGCCACUGUUUUACUGGCCUCUCACCAGACACCGAAUACAAUGCUACCGUCUUUGUUCAGACCCCUAACCUUGAGGGACCUCCAGUCUCUAUGAGGGAGCAUACAGUCCUCAAACCUACAGAAGCGCCUACUCCGCCACCUACACCUCCUCCACCUCCCACGAUUCCUCCAGCUCGGGAUGUAUGCAGAGGUGCCAAAGCAGACAUAGUGUUCUUGACUGAUGCUUCCUGGAGUAUUGGUGAUGAUAACUUCAACAAAGUAGUGAAAUUUGUUUUUAAUACAGUAGGAGCCUUUGACCUGAUUAAUCCUGCUGGAAUCCAGGUUUCAUUUGUGCAGUACAGUGAUGAGGCAAAAUCUGAAUUUAAACUGAAUACAUUUGAUGACAAGGCCCAGGCCCUGGGAGCUCUUCAAAAUAUUCAGUACAGAGGAGGAAACACAAGGACAGGCAAAGCCCUAACAUUUAUCAAAGAAAAAGUUUUGACUUGGGAGAGUGGCAUGAGGCGAGGUGUUCCCAAGGUACUUGUUGUUGUCACAGAUGGUCGGUCUCAGGAUGAGGUGAGGAAAGCAGCAACAGUCAUACAGCACUCUGGCUUCAGUGUCUUUGUGGUUGGUGUGGCUGAUGUAGAUUACAAUGAGCUGGCCAAGAUUGCCAGCAAGCCCAGUGAGCGUCAUGUAUUUAUUGUUGAUGACUUUGAUGCCUUUGAAAAGAUUCAAGAUAACCUCGUCACCUUUGUGUGUGAGACAGCUACCUCAACUUGUCCUCUUAUUUACUUGGAGGGAUACACUUCACCUGGUUUCAAGAUGCUGGAAUCAUAUAAUCUAACAGAGAAGCAUUUUGCUUCUGUACAAGGUGUAUCACUGGAAUCAGGCUCUUUCCCAAGCUAUGUAGCAUAUAGACUCCACAAAAAUGCCUUUGUCAGCCAGCCAAUACGGGAGAUUCACCCAGAGGGAUUACCACAGGCAUACACUAUCAUUCUGUUAUUCCGUCUUCUGCCCGAGUCCCCCAACGAGCCUUUUGCGAUCUGGCAGAUUACAGACAGAGAUUACAAACCACAAGUUGGAGUUGUGCUUGAUCCUGCCAACAAAGUGCUGUCAUUCUUCAACAAAGAUACAAGGGGAGAGGUCCAAACUGUAACUUUUGAUAACGAUGAAGUAAAGAAAAUCUUUUAUGGAAGCUUCCACAAGGUCCAUAUUGUUGUAGCUUCAUCAAACGUUAAGAUUUACAUUGACUGCAAUGAAAUACUGGAAAAACCAAUUAAGGAGGCUGGGAACAUCACAACUGAUGGCUAUGAAAUACUUGGGAAACUUCUGAAAGGCGAUCGGAGAUCAGCAACAUUAGAAAUCCAGAAUUUUGACAUUGUUUGCAGUCCAGUUUGGACUAGCAGAGACAGAUGUUGUGAUCUUCCUUCUAUGAGAGAUGAAGCAAAAUGCCCAGCUCUUCCAAAUGCUUGUACCUGUACUCAAGACAGCGUCGGACCUCCAGGACCCCCUGGACCAGCUGGUGGCCCAGGCGCAAAAGGUCCCAGAGGUGAAAGGGGUUUGACUGGAUCAUCUGGGCCACCUGGUCCUCGUGGUGAGACAGGUCCUCCUGGCCCUCAAGGUCCCCCAGGUCCCCAGGGCCCCAAUGGGCUGUCAAUCCCAGGAGAACCGGGUCGUCAAGGAUUGAAAGGUGAUUCUGGCCAGCCUGGACUUCCAGGGCGAUCAGGAACCCCGGGUUUACCUGGUCCACCUGGCCCAGUGGGACCUCCAGGAGAAAGGGGUUUCACAGGAAAAGAUGGUCCCACAGGUCCCAGAGGCCCACCAGGACCAGCGGGUGCCCCAGGAGUUCCAGGAGUUGCUGGCCCAAGCGGAAAACCAGGGAAGCCAGGAGAUCGUGGGACACCAGGUGCACCUGGAAUGAAAGGAGAAAAAGGUGACAGAGGUGACAUUGCUUCUCAGAACAUGAUGCGAGCAGUUGCAAGACAAGUUUGUGAACAACUGAUAAAUGGUCAAAUGAGCCGGUUCAAUCAAAUGCUGAAUCAAAUCCCGAAUGAUUAUUAUUCAAACCGUAACCAGCCAGGGCCACCAGGACCACCUGGUCCCCCAGGAGCUGCUGGUACAAGAGGAGAGCCUGGACCUGGAGGAAGACCAGGGUUCCCAGGACCUCCAGGGGUCCAAGGACCACCCGGUGAAAGAGGAAUGCCUGGAGAGAAAGGUGAAAGAGGGACUGGAUCUCAAGGACCACGAGGUUUGCCAGGACCACCUGGUCCACAGGGAGAAUCUAGAACUGGUCCACCAGGCUCCACAGGAUCACGAGGACCACCAGGGCCACCAGGUCGUCCUGGAAAUGCAGGUAUUCGAGGACCCCCAGGGCCACCAGGAUAUUGCGAUUCGUCCCAGUGUGCUAGCAUCCCUUACAAUGGCCAAGGAUUCCCAGAGCCAUACGUGCCUGAAAGUGGACCCUAUCAACCUGAAGGUGAACCCUUUGUAGUCCCUAUGGAGUCAGAAAGGAGAGAGGACGAGUAUGAGGACUAUGGAGUUGAAAUGCAUUCACCAGAAUACCCUGAGCACAUGCGCUGGAAACGAUCGCUGUCAAGGAAAGCAAAAACAAAACCAUAAAAGAUCUGUGUCUUGUUUUGGUUUUUUUGGUUGGUGGGUUUUGUUUUUGCUAUGCUUGCAUUUGCAGAUACUCACAGGGAGAGCGCAGAAUUUCUUUUCCAGUAUAGCUUUCUGGUCUUUUCAUAUCAGACUCACCUCUGUGUUGUAUCGUGCUUAUGUGGGGAUAGCAAUGUGUGUACCUAGAGACUUCAUAUUGCUCCGGAAAUGCUUGUAAAAUACUUUUGCUUACAGUGGCUGCAUACAGGUUAAUAUGUGCAUUCAGUUAUCCUAGUGCUGCCUUUUCAUUAAAAUAAUGU
Mesitornis unicolor (brown roatelo) is the source of this 6418-nucleotide messenger RNA. RefSeq names its product collagen, type XII, alpha 1 (gene COL12A1). The transcript has 51 exons. The coding region runs from base 45 to 6122 and encodes 2025 amino acids. Gene Ontology annotation, molecular function: protein binding. The record is from RefSeq and is a predicted model, not a curated record. Lineage: Eukaryota; Metazoa; Chordata; Aves; Mesitornithiformes; Mesitornithidae.